AUGGGUGCUUUCAGGUUUCACCAGUACCAGGUCGUCGGAAGAGCUCUCCCUACAGAGAAAGAUGAACACCCCAAGAUCUACCGGAUGAAGCUUUGGGCCACGAACGAGGUUCGCGCCAAGUCCAAGUUCUGGUACUUCUUGAGGAAGCUGAAGAAGGUGAAGAAGAGCAAUGGUCAGAUGCUCGCCAUUAAUGAGAUCUUUGAGAAGAACCCGACAACCAUCAAGAACUUUGGGAUAUGGUUGAGGUACCAGAGCAGGACUGGAUACCACAACAUGUACAAGGAGUUCCGUGACACGACCUUGAACGGAGCUGUAGAGCAGAUGUACACGGAGAUGGCUUCUCGUCACCGUGUGAGGUUCCCUUGCAUUCAGAUCAUCAAGACAGCCACUGUCCCGGCCAAGCUGUGCAAGAGAGAGAGCACCAAGCAGUUCCACAACAGCAAGAUCAAGUUCCCGUUGGUGUUCCGCAAGGUGAGACCACCAACCAGGAAGCUCAAGACCACUUUCAAGGCCUCCAAACCCAACCUUUUCAUGUGA
Molecule: messenger RNA, 537 nt
Organism: Microthlaspi erraticum
Lineage: Eukaryota; Viridiplantae; Streptophyta; Magnoliopsida; Brassicales; Brassicaceae
Source: the annotation of a GenBank genome assembly